GGUAUAUAUAUAACAAAAGUAUAUUAUAAAACCUCAAUUCGGCGAAAGCGGUGAAGGCCUCAAAAUUUAUCCACUCUCUUAAUGUCCAAGCUCAUCUAAUAAACACCAUACACAUGCACCACCAUAUAUAUAUAGGCCAAUUUAUUAUACAAGCCAAGCUUCUAUAUAUAAACAUAUAAACAGCAAUUCAUAAUGCACAAAUUAGGACAACCGAUGUCUCUCUUAACAGAUGAGUUGAAGUCCAAAGCUGAGGUUUACUAUGGGGACAAAGUUUGCAGGGAGAAGUUCUCUUUGUUGCUGGCAGAAAUAGGUCUACCUGAUGGGUUAUUAACCAUUCAAGACAUUGAGGAAUGUGGUUAUGUCAAGGAAAUAGGCUUUGUUUGGCUGAAGCUCGAGAAGAAGAGAGAGCAAUGGUUUGAUAAAAUACUUGUUUGCUAUGAUACAGUGGUCACUGCUUAUGUGGAGCCAAACAAGAUUAAGAAUCUCACUGGGGUGAAGGCUAGGGACUUCUUGCUUUGGUUCACUUUGAACGAGAUUUUUGUUAAGGACAAUCCAGAAGCUCCUGUCAUCACUUUCAAGUCUUUGGUUGGUUUGUCUAUGUCUUUUCCAUUGUCAUUGUUUGAAGCAGGGAAAGAAGCCAAUAAGGAAGAAGCAAAGGAAGAGAAGUGGUGGAGGAUGAUCAUGUAAUUAGUGCAAAAAAAUAAAUACAAGUAUAAAGUAAAAUUUUAUUUGCAAUUUUGUAUAUAUGAUGUUGUUCAUCGGGAUCUGAUUAUGCUCAUACAAUUAAUGCACUUUUAUAUUUUUUUAA
This is a messenger RNA of Glycine soja, 808 nucleotides long. RefSeq lists its product as uncharacterized. Bases 193 to 687 code for a protein of 164 amino acids. The transcript has a single exon. The record is from RefSeq and is a predicted model, not a curated record. NCBI's taxonomy places the organism in Eukaryota, Viridiplantae, Streptophyta, Magnoliopsida, Fabales, Fabaceae.